Messenger RNA from Tarenaya hassleriana, 540 nucleotides. RefSeq names its product dirigent protein 21-like. The coding region runs from base 1 to 540 and encodes 179 amino acids. NCBI's taxonomy places the organism in Eukaryota, Viridiplantae, Streptophyta, Magnoliopsida, Brassicales, Cleomaceae. The record is from RefSeq and is a predicted model, not a curated record. The transcript has a single exon.
AUGGCCAAAACCAUCCUCUUCCUCCUCCUCGCCAUCCUCUCCUCGGCCACGGCCACCACCCGAAACCACCAUGGCCACGGAGACAAGCUAACGCGUUUCCAUUUCUACAUACACGACAUCCCGGUCGCGGCCAAGCCCACGGCCGUGGAAGUGGCCGGAGCUCCAUCCUUCAACAAAUCACCCGUCCGCUUCUCGAGAGUCUCGGUCGUGGACGACCCGAUAACCGAGACACCUGAUCCGAAAUCCAGGAUCUUAGGUCGGGUCCAGGGGCUGUACGCCUUCUCGUCGCAGACGGAGGCCUCGUUGUCGGUGUUCUUGAACAUAGUGUUCACGGACAAGAAGUACAAUGGGAGUCAGAUCAAUUUCUUAGGACAGGACCCGUUGGGUUUGAAGGUGAGGGAGAUGCCGAUCGUGGGUGGAACAGGAGCUUUCAGAUUCGCUAAAGGUUACGUCGAGUUCAGGACUUUGCAGUUCGAUCCCUCGACCGGCAAUGCCAUUUUGGACACCAACGUUUAUGUUGUUCGCUCCGGUUACUUCUGA